AAUUCCGCUAGUUGUGUCUCCCGUGUCCGUUUCCGGGUGUGCGAAGGUGGAGUGAACAGAAAGGGCAAUUUGGUAAAGAGAAAAUAAUAUAGCAAGUGGGGUGGAAGAGAGGGAGUAGUACUAGAAGUAGAAGUAUGAUAUGAUAUUGCUAUCACCGUAUCACAUUGGUGACCAAUAUAUUAGGAGAGGAGUUUCGAUUCGAUCAAGCCACGCACGCGCAAAGACGCAUCUUUCCAUUCCAUUCCAUUCCGAUGCGAUGACGAGCCUCUCCCUUGACUGGCACCAUGAAUCCUACCCCGCCUAUCACGAUUUCUACCUUCUCCCCCUCUUCGCUCUCUUCUUCCCCUCCGUGCGCUUCUUCCUCGACCGCUUCCUAUUCGAGAAACUCGCUAGGCGCUUGAUUUUCGGAAAGGGGCACGAGGCGCUGGACUACCACACCAACGAGAGGAGAAAGAAGAUUAGGAAAUUCAAGGAAUCGGCGUGGAAAUGCGUUUAUUAUCUCUCCGCCGAGGUUCUUGCUCUCUCUGUCACGUAUGAUGAACCGUGGUUUACUAAUACCAGAAACUUUUGGGUGGGGCCAGGGUCUCAGGUCUGGCCAGAUCAAAAGACCAAGUUGAAAUUGAAGGCGGUGUAUAUGUACGCUGCUGGAUUUUACUCGUACUCCAUUUUUGCUUUGAUUUUUUGGGAAACCAGGCGCUCCGAUUUUGGGGUGUCCAUGAGUCAUCAUGUUGCUACUGUGAUUCUCAUUGUGUUGUCUUACAUUUUUAGGUUUGCUCGUGUUGGAUCAGUUGUUUUGGCUCUUCAUGAUGCUAGCGAUGUGUUUCUGGAGAUAGGGAAAAUGUCCAAAUACAGUGGUGCCGAAACAUUGGCUAGCUUUGCGUUUAUUCUAUUUGUUUUAUCGUGGAUCAUAUUGCGCCUCGUUUACUACCCGUUCUGGAUUCUGUGGAGUACAAGCUAUGAAGUUCUGCUCACCUUGGAUAAGGAAAAGCACCGAGUGGAUGGUCCAAUAUAUUAUUAUGUGUUCAAUAGUCUUCUAUAUUGCUUGCUUGUUAUGCAUAUUUAUUGGUGGGUGUUGAUAUUUCGGAUGCUUGUUAAACAAAUCCAAGCAAGAGGAAAAGUUAGUGAAGAUGUUCGAUCUGAUUCAGAAGAUGAAGAUGGACAUGAAGAUUGAGUAGGGAAGCAAAAGCAUAAUGUAAUAUUUAGGCAAAGAUGAAUUCGUUAGCUUCAAUCGGAUUCUGUGCCUUUGGCCACAAUGCUAAUAUUUUCUUAUUCAAAUUGAGAGGAUUGUAUUUAUUCGGAUUUGAGUAGACUACGGAGCUGAUAUAAAAGGGCGACAGAUGGAGAGAAUUUUGAUUCUUCUGAACUAUGUGUCUAUGCUGCACCUACCGAGGUUUAGGCUUACUGCCUGACAUUUUGUUAAGAUAUUUUACUUUCCUGAUUAUUUGUCCCUUGUUCAAAUUACAAGUACUGUCGAUUAAUAUUUUCUGCCACAAAUGUUAUCCUUUGUUUUCAUUUAUUGGAGAAGAAAUUUGUUGGACUUUGAUCAUCCACAAUGGUGGUUGUUUAAAGAUGUAUUUUAUUUUACUUAAUUGAAUCUCACAUUGUUAUAUUAUAUUUAA
Molecule: messenger RNA, 1619 nt
Organism: Cajanus cajan (pigeon pea)
Lineage: Eukaryota; Viridiplantae; Streptophyta; Magnoliopsida; Fabales; Fabaceae
Product: ASC1-like protein
Biological process (GO): ceramide biosynthetic process
Cellular component (GO): membrane; endoplasmic reticulum
Molecular function (GO): sphingosine N-acyltransferase activity
Source: RefSeq, a predicted model, not a curated record